Messenger RNA from Pogoniulus pusillus (Red-fronted tinkerbird), 1359 nucleotides. It is a transcript of the gene NDUFAF4, whose product is annotated as NADH:ubiquinone oxidoreductase complex assembly factor 4. NCBI's taxonomy places the organism in Eukaryota, Metazoa, Chordata, Aves, Piciformes, Lybiidae. The record is from RefSeq and is a predicted model, not a curated record. The coding region runs from base 336 to 863 and encodes 175 amino acids. Gene Ontology annotation, biological process: mitochondrial respiratory chain complex I assembly. The transcript is spliced from 3 exons. Gene Ontology annotation, cellular component: mitochondrion.
GGGCUCUGUUCCCUUAUCCCCGCUGCUGCAGCCCCGCUGAGAAGCCCAGCGGCGGCAGCUGGACCACUCCGUGCCGCUACCCGAGGGGUAGUCCCGGGCCAGCCUUGCGGGUAUUCCUCGGCAGGACUCCCGCCCCGGCCACGGCUCCUGCCGGCGCGGGAAAGCCUGCCCAAGGCUCCGCUAACCCGCGAGCGUUAGAGCCGCAGCGGGCGGUGGGGCGGCCGGGCGGUGACAACGGAACCAGCCGUUCCGCCGCUCCCGCUCGCCGUGGGUUUUGCCGUCAGCUUCCUGCCGCGGCCAGGCCUCUGCGCAGGCGCGGGCGCGCAGGCGCGGCGAUGGGCGCGCGGGUGACACGCGUGUUCCGGACCUUCAACGUGGAGAGCCGCGCCCGCCGCGAGAUCAGCAAAGAGAAGCCCACGCCCGCGCCGCGGCACCCCACGCCGCGUCGCAACGAGCUGGCCGAGCACCCCGAGAUAGAAGCAGAAGUCUGCCGGAAGGACACCAGGCUCCUCAGCUUGCUGAAAGAUGUUUAUGUGGAGUCCAGAGACCCCCCUUCACGGGUAAAAGAUGGAGGUGGUGAGCAUCUUCCAUCUAAACUGGAGGAAAAGAGACUUACAAAACUGGGCCAUCUGGGAGAUCUAGAUGUUAAGAAAGUUUCUAAAGGCAGAAUUUCCAUUGUGGAGGCUCUGACGCUUCUUAACAAUCAUAAACUUCAUCCUCAAACAUGGACUGCAGAGAAAAUAGCAGUGGAAUACAGUCUGGAACUGAAGGACGUCCACUCUCUUCUGGAAUUCUUCAUUCCUUUUACCGUGCAAGAGUUUCCUAAAGAAACAAAAAAAGCUAUAAAGCCAAUACAAAAAUAAUUACCACUCGUAUCUCACUCAUGUUUUAAUUUUACUCUUACUGUAUUCGGUGUCUGAAAGGAGCUGGUAACAUCAGCCCCCCAUGGCUACUUUCUCAUACCAGAAAGUUGCAUUCAAGCAAUCCCAUUCCAUAUGAGAUAGCUUCAGUUAAAUGCAGCACAUACAGGUACAGUUUGUAAACCAGAAUGUAACUGUAAGGUGCCUCAAAUUAUGCCUCAGGGUACUGAUGUCAUGAGUUCAGUUAAAACACACAGAUCUAGUGAGAAUUUGACCUUAGCAGAGAGUUCAGCUGGUCCAGGGUUCCGUGUGUGUAAUUCCACGUACAGUGUCUGCCAAGGUGUGCGUACAAACUGCUGCAUUCCUGUGUGUUAGGUGGAAGUGUUCAUGCUUUGUAAAGAUGGUCAGCCACAAGGUCAUUCCAGAAAUCCAGUUGUGUCAAAUGUAAAAUAAAAAGAGGAGAAAAACAAAAGGCCUCUUUCUGGUGCUGGAACGGUAA